Messenger RNA from Labeo rohita (rohu), 2165 nucleotides. Its product is annotated as doublecortin domain-containing protein 2. Bases 357 to 1694 code for a protein of 445 amino acids. Gene Ontology annotation, biological process: neuron migration; intracellular signal transduction; dendrite morphogenesis. Gene Ontology annotation, cellular component: microtubule; microtubule organizing center; kinocilium. The record is from RefSeq and is a predicted model, not a curated record. The transcript has 9 exons. Lineage: Eukaryota; Metazoa; Chordata; Actinopteri; Cypriniformes; Cyprinidae.
GUAGUGUGGCAUCAGCGGGCUUUAAGAUUGUAAUGUCUCUAUAGAAACCGCUGGAAGAACACAAGAGUUCCUAUGCUCAUCGCGUUCAGUGCGCUGCGUUCCCUCUGCACGCGCGCUCCAUCUUUCUCUUUAGGCUGCACUUUAUAUUAUCAUGAUAUGAACAUAACGAUGGAAAGUUUCGCUUGCGCAAAAUCCACAGUUUCUACUUUCGUUUGACUUAAGUCAUGCUGAUUUGUUAAUCAGACGCGUAUCUCUGUGGUUUGGACCAUGAGGAUCACAUGCGCUGCUCUGCACUGGAGAUAUAACCGCGCUGCGCUCUGACUCUUCUCCAUCGCUAACUUGCACCUUUCGUGGCCAUGAGUGCGGAGAAGCCAAACUUCCUGUCUCAACCUGAAGUGAAAAAUAUCUUUGUCUAUCGGAAUGGGGAUCCGUAUUACGAGCCCAGGCGUUUGGUGAUUAAUUCGAAGCGGGUUUCGACUUUCGACACGCUGCUGCGGGAGGUGACGGGCGGCGUCCGGGCUCCGUUCGGCGCGGUCAGGAACAUCUACACGCCCAAAGCCGGACACCGGGUGGACUCACUGGAGCACCUGAGGAGCGGAGAGCAGUAUGUGGCUGCUGGACGAGAGAAGUUCAAGAAGAUAGAUUAUUUACAGAUAGGAACCAGGAAGAAAAAAGUGCUUCAGCCCAAUGGAGUGCUGAAACCUGUUCCUCAGAGUCGUGUGAUCGUGUCUGCCAGAUUUCUCAAGCCCAUCAAAGAACCCUGUGCGAUAUUUGUUGUGGCAAAUGGAGACGUUCUGAAUCCAGCGGUGAGGUUGCUGAUUCCCAGCCGUGUGAUUGACCAGUUUGAGCGGAUUCUGGAGAUGAUCACGGAGAAAAUGGGUCUGCGAAUCGUCGGGGGUGUGCGGAGCCUGUACACCUUUGAAGGCACUCUCGUUAUGGACGGAAAGGAGUUAGAAAACGGGCAGUUUUACGUCGCUGUUGGCAGAGACAAAUUCAAAAAGCUUCCAUACGGUGACCUGCUGUUCAAUAAACCCAUAGGCAUGAAGAGAGUGAACGGGUCUAAAGCAGCAUCAUUACCACCAAUAUACAAAUACAGACGACAGAAUGGAGAGGCGGGGAACCAUCAUCUGAGUAAAUCUGAGUGUGGACAGGAGAAGAGCAGCCCUCCGGCGCAGAGCUCGAAAGAACAGCUGUCCUCUAUAGUCAGAGAGAUCUCACAGGCCAAACUCAUGAACAUACGCAAGAAGAGGAGCGAACUCACGGCUUCACAGGAGACUCAGGACAACGAUGAUGGAGAGGACAGAAGAGAAGAAGAUGAGAAAUCUUCACCAGUCCAGCAGGAGGCAGAGGAGGUCAGUCCUGAUGUAGAUGACUCAACCAAAACAGAAAGUGAAACGGCCCAAAACACAGAAGAAUCACCAUGUGAUGAUGAAGAACAGAAGAAACCAGAAGAUGAGAAAGAGGAAGAGAAUAAAGAAGAGGAUGGAGAGAUAAAGGAAGAGGGACCGACAUCAGAACCUGAGGAAAAUGACGACGGUGAAGAGAAGAAGGAUGAAGAAGCCGAAGGAGGAGAUGAAGAGGAGAAACCAGAGGAAGGAGCAGAAGAGGAAAACCAGGAGAACACAGAGAAUGGAGGAGAGCCGACGGAGGACAAUCCAGAUCCCAGUGAGGACGCGUCUGCAAAUGCUGAAUGAGAGAAUGAGGAAACAUGUAGUUCAGCGAGAAAUGAUUGUCUGCCAUCAUGUCGUUCUAACCAGUGUGAUUUUUGAGAAUGUUAUUGUAAAAAUAUUCUGCCCGUUAUUUUCUGUAUAACAACAUGAAAACGACGGAACGGAGAGACCAGCACUUUCUCCAAAAUAUCUUCAUUUUGUGAGAAGACAGAAAGUCAUAUAGGCUUGAGCGAUCAUUUCUGGAGGAUGACUAACUACUUUGAUUACUACUAAUUUAUUCAUAUUAAUAAUUUAUUGUAUGGAGUUUUAAGUACUGUGAACAUAUUUAAUAACACAGCUAAUUUAGCCAGUUAGGAUUUGAGACAAUAUCUAUUUACCAUAUAGUAAUAUAAUUAUCCAGUGCUAAUAUCUAAUAAGCUGAUAGAGGUAAUGUUUGCUAAAUUAUUUAUUUUAGAUACUUUUUGUGAAGAAAGUUAAAUAUAUAGAUUUCUAUUU